Bombyx mori (domestic silkworm) is the source of this 3647-nucleotide messenger RNA. RefSeq lists its product as uncharacterized. NCBI's taxonomy places the organism in Eukaryota, Metazoa, Arthropoda, Insecta, Lepidoptera, Bombycidae. The record is from RefSeq and is a predicted model, not a curated record. Gene Ontology annotation, molecular function: microtubule binding. The coding region runs from base 722 to 3229 and encodes 835 amino acids. Gene Ontology annotation, cellular component: cytoplasmic microtubule; endoplasmic reticulum membrane. The transcript has 8 exons.
AUACAAAAUGCAUAAACUGCCUUUAAAUUUUCACUAUACACACUGAUGUAUCAGUUUCAAAAGGUAUCAACCUAUUUACCUACUGACAAAACAUCUAGAUCUAUUCAAACAUUUAUAAUGUUAUUGUAUUGUAAAAUACGGCCCUAACACCUGGCAUAGUUCCAAAAACAUUGAUGUUAGUUAGUAUUAGCUGGCUAUCCAAAAUUUUGGCAACACCACACUGCGUUUUGCUGUGGGUUGUAAACAUAUUUUCACCUUCAGACGUAAUCCGAAUUUCUAGGCGAAUAGUCAAUUUGCCCUGCAUCAAUUUAGAAUAUUUUAAAGGCAAUAUUGUAAUACGAUAUCCGAGACACCACAAACAAAGGAACAGCAGUGUUGCGGAAUUCGUCAUCGGGGUGUCCCGGUUCACUGCCGGGUGCUAUUUUCGACAAAACCCGGCCGGUCCGCCUGUGUUCAGCAGUUAAGCGUGGUCUGCGGCGUCCACGACUUGCGUCGGCGUUGCUGUUUCGUGCAAAGUGAAGUGCAUUGACAUCUAACAGUAGUGUGAUUCAUUAUCGACAGUUAAUCUUUGCAAACGAUUUAUUAGCAUCUGUUCCAAGUGCGUUCAUACUGUACUGUACACUUAAGGACGUACACCUUGACUCCGACACUGCGUUCGAAUUGAGAACACUUGCUUUGCCUUUUUAGUCGGUAGGCUACAAAUGUCGUCGGCAACGUAUCCAUGGAGGCUGGUCGCGUGUUCCGUAACCGUGACGACAGUCCUCGCCUGCCGGUGUUGAGCCUCGGACUAUCCAGUGUCCGCUGUAUUAUAAACAAACUCGAAUCCGAAUAUACGCGUGCAAUUGAAUGUAAAAGUUUUGAAACUCGCGAUCUAGUAAGAUACGAACCCUACAUCGAUGAAGAUUCCGCAGAAGACUUUCCGUUCGACGAAUCGAAUGGACGAGUCUGGAAACCAUUAGUUGUGAAUUUGGGACCCGCUUUAAGGAAAUGCAUUCCUAGAGUUACACUCGGGAAUUUCUGUUUACUCGCCCUAACAACAGGACUGCUUGCUCCAAGGAUGAUUUCAUAUUUGGUCGUAUAUCCAUUUUGCAGAUUAGUAUUUGGAACUCUGUAUCCGGCGUAUGCCUCAUAUAAAGCUGUACGGACGAAGAAUUUGAAGGAAUACGUAAAAUGGAUGAUGUACUGGAUAGUUUUCGCUUUGUUCACGUGCACGGAAACAUUCACUGAUGUAUUCCUAUCAUGGUUUCCGUUCUAUUACGAGGUGAAGAUUGUUUUAGUGCUGUGGCUUUUGUCGCCAGCAACGAAAGGAUCCUCCAUACUCUACAGAAAAUUUGUACAUCCGGCUUUGUGCAGGCGGGAACAGGAAAUAGAUGAGUACAUAGCGAAAGCUAAAGAUCAGGGCUACCAUACUGUGCUUAAUUUAGGCACAAAGGGCGUCAACUAUGCUACAACGGUCAUCAUGCAGACCGCUAUCAAGGGCGGCGGCGGGCUCGUACAGCAAAUCCGUAAAAGCUAUAGUCUAUCGGAUUUGACCGAGUGCGAGCCUCGUGAAGAGCGAGGUGAGGAUGAAGCGGACGACGUGCUCACCGAACCUAGACUGAUUAGACGUGGACCCAAAAGUGGUUAUCGUCGUAGUGCUUCCGAAUCGAACAGCCGACAGCCGAUGUAUUUUCCUGAAGUCGACGUGGACGUCAGAAGCCCCCGCCCGAGAACCGACGAACCCGAUUUCAGUCACAUAAAAUCGUCGGAGGACAUAAGUUCUGGUUACUCGAGUGCCGACAACUCGGGGUCGUUGACCCGCACGUCGUCGCUGGGCGCGUCGGCGAGAACUAAAGCCCGCCCGGUGCGGACCACGGUCACCACCAUCAAACGACCCCAAGCCGCCGAGGGAAGUGAAGUAAUCAUCGAGGAGCUACACGACGACGAUGCUUUUGAAUUUGCGAAUAUACCCCCCCUUGUACAAUACUCAACUCCCUUAUUCUUGUCCCACACUGACCCCCCGUUCUUAUACAAGUAUGUAGACAACCAAGUUAAAAUAUUACAAGUGCUAGGUAAUUACCCGUUACAAUCGAGUUCUAACAAUGAAUCCAACAAUGCAGAUACCUGGGACCAAAAAGAAGUUAAUUUUAAAGAAACUACGUUAAGCAAAGAUUCCGAAAAAGUAAUUGAUAAUGUAGAUGAAAAUAUUGUGGUAUAUGAAAGAAAACAAAAUAAUAAUUUGGACAUUCCGUUUCACUCUGAAGCAAAAGAAAAUAAGCCAAUUAACCAGCACGAAACACAUUCAUUUGUUGAUAAGAACAAUGAAACUUUAGUUUAUAACGUAAAUAGUGACGCCAAUAUUGAUAUUGAAGGACACGAAAAUAAAUAUACUAGUGCUAUAGAUACUGAUACCAGUGCUAUAGAUACUGAUACUAGAACUAUAGAUACUGAAACUAGAACUGUAGAUACUGACAACAUUAAUGUCCAAACUGAAGCAACAGUGGAUAUAUGCAGUAUCGAUUCAGCUGACGAUGAAGCCUCUUUCGGCACCCCUGAUAAUUCACCGAAAAGCAAAAGAAAGUCACCUAAAGGCAAAUAUGGCAAAGGCAAAGCGCCGCCGCCUCCGGUUCCUGCAGCGGAAAAACAAUUAAUACAACACGACAUCCACCAAACUGCAGAAGAUUUUUCAAAUAACAUGACAGAACUUCAAAAAUCUUCAAUAGAUAUAGCUAAUAAUACACGAGAUGAGAAAACUAUCAUAGAAAACGAUAGUGAAACACUCGGAGAUAGUAAACCUGCAAAAAGAGUGCGUGACAAAUCUAAAUCCCCAGCUAGAAUGCUGAUUAAUAGUUCUAGUAUAAGCAGACUGUUACAAUUGCCAGGUAAACUAGCUUUUUGGAGUAAAACUGAUGAUCAACACAGAUCAGAAGGUGGUGGGAAGGAAGGUGACGAUAAUGAUUCUUCAACAUCUACGUGCAAUAGUAGGAGAUCUUCUACGGCCGACAAAAUUAUUGACGAAUUUCAAAGCUGCCACGAUCUGAGUAAUCCUUGUGGUGUCACAAAAGUACCAGAAAUUGAAAUAACAUGUGAUCCUAAAGACUGCGUCGAAGCGUAUAACAAUGAAAAUAUAACAAAAACCAGUGAUGCGUUACAGAAAAUCAUUGAUGCAAAAUUGGAGAAUUAUCCGGAAUAUAAGUUUUUAUCAUUGCACGAAGAAAUACAGACAACAUCGAAAAGCACAGAUGUUUAAAAACCGUAAAUAAUGUAUUAUUUUUUUUGUUUGGCUUAGAAUGCAUGUGAAUAUUCUUAACUAUUUUGUAAAUUAGACUAAUAAACAUGAAUAAUUCUAAUUUUUUAAGUGUUGGUUUUAAAUUAUUGUUUUGCAUAAACUAUUGUGUUCUUUUUGUUGUCCGUUUGUGUUGUAUGUUUGAUAUAGACUUUAAUAACCGAAUAAAGAUUAAACAAAUACAUAAUCACUUGUAUAUUGCCGUCAGAAUAGUUGUUCAUCCUUGGCAGGUAUUUUGUGUUUUUGCUGAGAGUUUCUUUUUUUGUUAUAAAAAAAUUGGGUGCUUAUGCUUCUUUGAGCUAAUUCUCAAUGUACUCCUUUUAUUUCCAGGCAAUGCUGACGGCCUCUGCUACAAUACCCCGCGCAAAAAAAUCCAAUAAAA